Molecule: messenger RNA, 1889 nt
Organism: Drosophila obscura
Lineage: Eukaryota; Metazoa; Arthropoda; Insecta; Diptera; Drosophilidae
Gene: ImpE2
Product: 20-hydroxyecdysone protein
Exons: 1
Coding region: 90-1658 (522 amino acids)
Source: RefSeq, a predicted model, not a curated record
UCCAACAGUUGCGGCCGUGAGGCGCUAGUGAACGUUGCUUUUUGUACCACUGAAACGCGAGUGAAUUCCCAUUGAAGAGAUCUGCAAAUAUGAAGUCCAUUUUCUUGGUGUUACUCUGCCUGGCUGCUGCCAGCCAGGGACGUGUGCUGCAGCCGCCCAAGGAGGCCAUCGAUAUACCCGUGGCGAUCAUCGAGGAUAAAGAGCCGCCAUUGGCCUUGGCUUUGGUAAAAGAAGAAGAGGCUGCCAAACCGAUCGUGGAAGAGGCUGCCAAACCGAUCGUGGAAGAGUCUGUCAAGCCAAUCAUCCAAGAGGAGGCCAAGCCAAUCAUCCAAGAGGAGGCCAUAAUACCCAUUGUCGAUGCUCCCAAACCAAUCAUUGAGGCGGCUCUGAAAACGAUCAUUGAGGAGGCUCUCAAAGAGGACUCCAAGCCGAUCACUGCAGAGGAGUCCAAGCCGAUCAUUGAAGAGGCCAAGGUGCAGGAGAAGUUGGAGGAGAUCAAGCCCAAAGAGGAGAUCAGAUCCUUGAACAAGGAAGCAGAGAUCAAGUCUGAAAUCAAAGAGGAAGCGAUCAAAGCAGAAGAGAUCCAGCCUGUAAUCAAAGAGGAAGUGAGCAAACCAGUGAUCAAAGCCGAAGAGAUUCAACCAGUGAUCAGGGAGGAAGAGAUCAAGCCCCUGAUCAGUAAAGUGGAACCACAACCGCUUGAAGAGCUGGCCCAAGGCAUUCUCAAGAGCCAGCCCGCUGAAGACAGCGUUGCUGCAGCCGUGCCCGCCGAGGUGGUCGAUGCCAGUCCCGUGGUCGAAGAUCAAGCCGAUCUGGGGGGGGAUCAUGGCCAGCCGCAUUUGCGGCAGGCCACCCAGGCCACGCCCACGCAGCAGCAGAGCACCACCCAGGGGAACUUUGUGCAGCAGCUCAUCCAGAAUUCGCCCAUCGGCCAGUUCCUGAAUCAGUUCCAGCCACAGCAGCCGGCACAGCUGGCAGCAGUACAGCCCGUGGCCGCCGAUGAACCCGCCCCGCCCACGCCGGCGCCCACAAUUCCCGGUUUCCUGAAUCCCGCACAGGCCAUCACCUCCGCCCAGCAGGCUGUGCAGAAUGCAGCCCAAUCUGUGGUCAACACCACGACACAGGCCUUCCAGGGCAUCCAGCAGUUUGCCAGCAAUCUGGGCAAUCAGUUCCAGAGCACUCUCACGGGUCUGACCAACCCCGGCUCCACUACGCCCCGUCCUCCCGGUCCCAUCCAGCAGUUUGUGAGCAACAUCUUUGGUGGCGGCAACAAUGCCACCGCUGCCGCGCCUGCAGCUUCCGCCCAGCCGCCACAGAACCAGAAUCCGCUGCAGGGCAUCAUCAAUUUCUUGGGCGGCAACCGGCCACAGAAUGCGCCCGCUGUGGUGCCAUCUCCAGUGACUGAGGCACCGGCCACGCCCGAAGUGGAUGACAAGAUCGAUCCGGCAAACGAUGAAGUGGCGGAGUUUGUGCCGGAAUCCGAGGACCAGAAUGAGGUGCGUGCCAGCGGAGAGGCCAUCGAUGAUUCGUUUGAGGAGGCCAUUCCCACCAACGAGGUGAUCGUCGUCAAUGAUGAUGCCAACGAUGGUCGCGAGGUUCUGGUCGAUACCAUCGUUCAGCCCCUGCCCGUGGCUGCUGUCGAUGCAGUGGCUCUCUAGAAGGACACAAAAAAGAGAGGCAGAAGAGAGAGAGAGGAGAGAGUGAGAGAGCGAGGAUCAGAGAGACGAUCCCCCAAAACGACUGACGCCAUUUUCGUCGCCAUUUUUCGAUUUAAAUUGAGAAUGAAGGAAAAUGUUUCUUUAGUUUUCUAAGUGCAUGCCACACGCCGCCACACAACACACAAAACACAAAAACACACCCCACAAAUUAUUUAUUUCAUAUUUUGCCCA